UCGCUCUUCGUUUCAUUUGCUUCUCCACUCUCUCUCUCUCUCUCUCUCUCUGCAACUUCUUCGCAUUUCCUUAUCUUCUUCUUCAUCCACAGUUUUACAGAGGAAGCUAUGGAGAUUUCCUCAAUUCGACUACAACCCAACAAAAUUCGACCUACUGACAAAGCCAUACUAGUCUUUCGAGACAUUCCGGAUCUCAUUCCUCCUCGAAAUGGCUUCGCCGAACCAACCCACGACCAGCUAUGGCCAAACAGGUGGUUCUCCGGCAAUACUCCUGCUGGCUCCGGCGUCAGUGUUUGUGGGUUUGCCUCUGUUUCGAUGGCGGAGGAUAGAGGGUUCUCUCCGACGACGGCUCAGCUCUUGAAGCACCCGGUGGCAAUGGUUGCAUUGGUGCCCAAAGACGUGGCGCUCUUCGCCGCCGGAGCGAUUGCCGGCGCCGCCGCGAAGACCGUCACGGCUCCUCUUGAUCGUAUCAAGCUUCUUAUGCAGACUCAUGGAUUGCGAGCUGGCCAAGAAGCUGCUAAGAAAGGAAUUGGGUUCAUUGAGGCUUUGACAUUGAUAGGGAAGCAAGAAGGGAUUAAAGGGUAUUGGAAAGGCAACCUUCCACAGGUGAUACGAAUCAUACCUUAUAGUGCAGUCCAGCUGUUUGCUUAUGAAACCUACAAGAAACUUUUUAGGGGGAAGGAUGGCCAGCUCUCUGUUAUUGGAAGGCUUGCAGCUGGUGCUUGUGCUGGCAUGACUUCAACUUUUGUAACAUAUCCUCUAGAUGUCUUGAGGUUAAGAUUAGCUGUUGAGCCUGGGUACAAAACAAUGUCCGAGGUUGCCUUGAACAUGCUAAGAGAGGAAGGAGUUGCAUCAUUUUACAAUGGUCUUGGACCUUCUCUUAUUGGAAUAGCACCUUAUAUUGCUGUGAACUUUUGCAUUUUUGAUUUGAUAAAGAAGUCUUUGCCAGAGAAGUAUCAAAAGAGGACUGAAACAUCACUAGUAACAGCUUUGGUGUCGGCUACUCUUUCCACGCUUAUGUGCUAUCCUUUGGAUACAGUGAGAAGGCAAAUGCAAAUGAGGGGUACACCUUACAAGACAGUUUUAGAUGCUAUUCCAGGAAUAGUAGAACGGGAUGGUUUAGUUGGAUUGUACAGGGGUUUUGUUCCCAAUGCAUUGAAAAAUCUACCAAACAGCAGUAUUAGGCUUACCACCUUCGAUACUGUUAAACGUCUAAUAGCUGCCAGUGAGAAGGAGUUUCAAAGAAUUGCAGAGGAAAAUCGCAAGAAAGAAAAGCAAAGCACUAGUGAUUCAACAGACUAGUUUUGUGUCGCUAUUAUGCUGCCAUUGAUUUUUUCUUUUCCAUUUUUUGUGAUCAUGUCCUGUGCAGAAUAUCCUCGUUUUGGGGAGGAAUGAUGUUCUGCCAAAAAUCAUUUGUACUGGGUUUGUGCUUCUUGAGUCUACCAGGAAUUCAUAUUUCCUUGGGCUGUGGUUUUGUACAACAGGUCCUUUAUACUAGCCCAGAAAUUCAACAGGGUAGUUUACAAUUUCACAUAGUUCAAUCCUAUGAUGUGGUUGUAAUUCAUGUUCAUGUUGAUCUUGGUCACUGAAUAAAUUUUUUUGUUGUCAUCAGUA
Messenger RNA from Camellia sinensis, 1614 nucleotides. The record is from RefSeq and is a predicted model, not a curated record. Lineage: Eukaryota; Viridiplantae; Streptophyta; Magnoliopsida; Ericales; Theaceae.